AUGGCAGGGAGUAUCAAGGUUACAAAGAUGGAGGAAGAGCUCGAUCGACUGGAUUUGAUGAAUGAAAUAUUCUCCCUCAUCAACAAUCGGAAGCUGCACCGCGCUCCGAUUGGCGACGGUGCGCACAGAAUUCUCGACAUUGGUGCCGGGACAGGAUCCUGGUCCAUCGCCAUGGGUGACAGGUAUCCCCAGGCUGAAAUUAUCGGUAUUGAUAUCAGCGCUUCCGCCCCAAUAUGGAUUCCUCCGAACACGAGAUUCGAAAUUGCCGAUAUAGAGGACGAGUGGACCUUCAGUGCGCCUUUCGAUUUCAUCUACUGCAGAUACAUGGCAGGAGCCAUUAAAGAUUGGCCUCGGCUAAUCCAACGAAGCUUCGAGAACCUUAAACCAGGAGCAUGGGCCGAGUUCGCAGAUCUUGACAUUGAGUAUUACAGCCAAGACGGCACUCUGACAGAAGACCAUGCUAUUGUGCGUUGGAUCGAAAUUGCCACUCGAGGCAUGGAAGAUUUUGGCAGGACCUUAAGACCGGGGAAAAAGUUGGAGGGCUGGAUGAGGGAUGCAGGUUUUGUCAAUUUGCAGGUCGUCCGUGAUCCGAUACCAGUCGGGCCUUGGCCCAAGGACAAGAAGUUGAAACGAAUCGGACUUCUCAACUUUAUACAGCUUCACGAAGGCUUAACUGGCCUCAACGUGAGGCUCUUCUGCGACUUUCUUGGAUGGAGGAGAGAAGUCCUUGACAUUCUUCUGAUGGAAGUUAGAAAUGACUUCCAGAAUCCGGCUAUCCACAGCAUAUACGACAUGUAUACUGUUUGGGGACAGAAGUCGGAAGUUUGA
Molecule: messenger RNA, 828 nt
Organism: Rhinocladiella mackenziei CBS 650.93
Lineage: Eukaryota; Fungi; Ascomycota; Eurotiomycetes; Chaetothyriales; Herpotrichiellaceae
Exons: 6
Coding region: 1-828 (275 amino acids)
Molecular function (GO): methyltransferase activity
Source: RefSeq, a predicted model, not a curated record